Meleagris gallopavo (turkey) is the source of this 816-nucleotide messenger RNA. The record is from RefSeq and is a predicted model, not a curated record. NCBI's taxonomy places the organism in Eukaryota, Metazoa, Chordata, Aves, Galliformes, Phasianidae.
CCUGUUGCUUCCAUGCUUUUGUCAGCAUGACUCAGGUGCAGUGUUGUCGCAGCAAGCUGGAGGAGCACUACUGUUCAGAUGGGAUUGAAUUUGCCAGCGUGCGUGAGGAGUGUGACUCACACAUUGGUGAAAAUUCCACCUGUGAAGCUGAAUACUUUAAGAAAUGUUGUUACUGUUGUCUACUGGGAAGGACUGCCCAAGUUCAAGGCCAGAGCUGUGAACCCAACCUGAAGAUAGGAUACCAGUGUGGAAUUGUCUUCAGAGCUUGUUGUGUGAAGGGUCAAGAAGGCACAGAUGUGUCCAUCAGUGAUGAUGCUCCUAAAAAGGAACAAGUUGAAAUUUCAAAGGAGGAACUAGACCAGGAAGAUCCUUAUCUGCAUGAUGGCUGCAGAGGUGGUGGUCCCUGCUCUCAGCAGUGCAGAGACACGGGAUCCAGUUAUGUCUGCUCGUGCUUUGUUGGAUAUCAGCUUCAACCAGAUGGUGUCAACUGUGAAGAUAUUAACGAGUGUAUCACUGGGACACACAGCUGUGGGAUUGGACAAACUUGUGUUAAUACAUUAGGAUCUUUUCGUUGUCAGCGGGACACGAGCUGUGGAACUGGUUAUGAGCUAACUGAUGACAGUCGUUGCAAAGGUAUGUCCUGGGCAGAGAAACUGAUAUCUUCCAGACUUGUGUAAAAAGAAAUAAAGAGUAACCAGGUGUUUCAGUUUCAAAAUGCUAAGGUAGAUGCAGCCUUUGUCCUCAGGAAGUUUAAAUUUGUUACAGAGGGAUUCAGUUCUUAAACAAAAUAUUCUUAAGGAUGUAAAACUUGAAAAA